Amaranthus tricolor (Joseph's coat) is the source of this 1627-nucleotide messenger RNA. Its product is annotated as delta(12)-fatty-acid desaturase FAD2. Gene Ontology annotation, biological process: lipid metabolic process. Gene Ontology annotation, molecular function: oxidoreductase activity, acting on paired donors, with oxidation of a pair of donors resulting in the reduction of molecular oxygen to two molecules of water. NCBI's taxonomy places the organism in Eukaryota, Viridiplantae, Streptophyta, Magnoliopsida, Caryophyllales, Amaranthaceae. The record is from RefSeq and is a predicted model, not a curated record. The transcript has 2 exons. The coding region runs from base 180 to 1328 and encodes 382 amino acids.
AGGAAACACUUGAAAUCCAGGCCGAAUAUAAACGGCCAUAUAUUAUUCCUCUUUCUUCUCCAUUUUCAAUUUCUUUAUUUAUUUUUCUGAGAAGAAAUCUGGAUUUCAACUACAGAGUUUGAGGUUCAACAUAGAAAUCUCCUCUUCUCUGUUUCUAUCUUCAUUUUCAUUCAGGAACCAUGGGUGCAGGGGGGCGUUCUAUUCCUCCAACCGUGAGAAAGGAGAAAACUGAAUCUCUCAACAGAGUACCUUUUGAGAAACCACCAUUCACACUUGGGCAGCUCAAAAAAGCCAUCCCACCUCAUUGCUUUCGGCGCUCUGUGCUACGCUCUUUCUCUUAUGUUGUUUAUGAUCUCACCAUUGCCUUCAUCCUUUAUUACGCUGCCACUAACUACAUCCAUCUCCUCCCAAAGCCCUGCAACUACUUAGCCUGGUCCAUCUAUGGCUUUGUCCAAGGUUGUGUCCUGACUGGUGUUUGGGUAAUAGCCCACGAAUGUGGCCACCACGCCUUUAGUGACUACCAAUGGCUUGAUGACACUGUUGGCCUUGUUCUCCAUUCAUGCCUCCUUGUACCAUAUUUCUCUUGGAAAUACAGCCAUCGGCGUCAUCAUUCCAACACUGGUUCCAUGGAGAAGGAUGAAGUUUUUGUACCAAAAACAAAGGAUGGCCUUGCGUGGUUUUCCAAGUACCUUAACAACCCACCUGGACGCAUUCUCUCCCUCUUCGUCACGCUAACCCUCGGCUGGCCUUUGUAUCUUCUCUUCAAUGUCUCUGGUAGGAGAUACGAACGGUUUGCCUGCCAUUAUGACCCUUCAUCCCCAAUCUACUCGGAGCGUGAGAAAUUGCAAAUUUACAUUUCUGAUAUUGGGAUUUUGAGUGUGGCAUAUGGACUUUACCGCCUUGCAGCUGCCAAUGGGCUUGCUUGGGUUUUGCGUGUGUAUGGGGUUCCAUUGCUUGUUGUUAACGCUUUCCUCGUGCUCAUCACCUUCCUUCAACAUACACACCCUGCUCUUCCCCACUAUGAUUCAUCUGAGUGGGAUUGGUUGAGAGGGGCAUUGGCUACUGUGGACCGAGAUUACGGUAUUUUGAACAAGGUAUUCCACAACAUUACCGACACACAUGUGGCUCACCAUCUUUUCUCCACCAUGCCCCAUUAUCAUGCAAUGGAGGCAACGAAGGCAAUUAAGCCGAUUUUGGGUAAAUAUUAUCGGUUUGACGAGACUCCAGUUUAUAUGGCAACAUGGAGGGAAGCCAAAGAAUGUAUUUAUGUGGAGGCAGAUAAUGAUAGCCAGAACAAAGGUGUGCUCUGGUACAAAAACAAGCUUUAAAUAUGCGAAUUUUGGUUUUAUCUUUGCUAGGAAAAAUCCUGGUUCUUAUAGGGAUUAUCGAGCCAUUGUCUUUGAAACCACCUUCUCCUCCCCGCCCUUCCCCUCCCUGUUAGAGUUUAGGUUGGUUGUGUUUCCGUCUUAGUAUUAUGUUGUAUUUUGAGCUGAAAAUUCUCGAACUACAUUUCACUUUGUUGUUGGGCAUUGUGGAUGAUUGAGAAUUUUACCAGGCGAAUUUAGGGGUUCAUUAAUCACUAAUAUUGUUGUUAGUGCAAUAAUAUGGUUAUCCUUUUGUUGCUGCA